Messenger RNA from Trichobilharzia regenti, 548 nucleotides. The record is from the annotation of a GenBank genome assembly. Lineage: Eukaryota; Metazoa; Platyhelminthes; Trematoda; Strigeidida; Schistosomatidae.
CACUUCGGUCCAAUCAAUCGACGGGAAAAUCAAAAAUUCAAUUCAAUAAUUAAUAUGACCCGUCGCACAACAGGUGGCUCUCGUGGCCCAAGUGGUCUAGUGGAUAACGCUUUGGCGUUUGAAACUAUGGGCACUGGGUUCGAGCCUCGGUGGGAACAUCAUCACUCACUGAGAAAUGCAGGUACAUCCAGCUGACGAGUCCCAAUUAGGACGAAAUGCGCAUCCUGGAUUCCACUGCUAGCCACCAUCCACCAAUUGUAUACAAAUCAAAUCCCCAGACAUCGUCGAAGCAUCUGCACAAGAAGCCGACAUGUCAACCUGAGACCGAACACUUCGGUCCAAUCAAUCGACGGGAAAAUCAAAAAUUCAAUUCAAUAAUUAAUAUGACCCGUCGCACAACAGGUGGCUCUCGUGGCCCAAGUGGUCUAGUGGAUAACGCUUUGGCGUUUGAAACUAUGGGCACUGGGUUCGAGCCUCGGUGGGAACAUCAUCACUCACUGAGAAAUGCAGGUACAUCCAGCUGACGAGUCCCAAUUAGGACGAAAUGC